UAGAGAGUUACACAACUCCUGUCCCUGGUUGACUGUCGGUGUGCGAUAACUUAAUCAUUGGAUUCAUUUCGUUCGUUUCUUCCCUCGUGUCGACAUCGAUAUUAAAAAUGAGCGGCGUCGUAUCACUAGGCGUCUGGGAUUACGUCCUAUUCGCUAUCAUGCUGGUUAUUUCAGCCGCGAUCGGAAUUUACUCGGCAUGUUCCGGAGACCGACAGAGGACGACGGAUGAAUACUUGUUGGGUAAUCGUCAAAUGCAUGUGGUACCCGUUGCCAUGUCCAUGAUGAUUACAUAUGUAUCUGCUAUGUCGGUUCUAGGGUUGCCGGGCGAGAUAUACAUGUUUAAUACCAUGUUUAUGUGGAACACCGUAGGCUAUGGAAUAGGAGCAUUAAUUUCUUCCCAGAUGUUUGUACCUUUGUUCUUUAAAUUGGAACUGACAAGUAUAUAUGAGUACUUGGAACUCCGUUUCAACAAGACCAUACGUGUUGUUAACAUGCUUAUAUUCUUCUUUCAAACGCUUUUCUACAUGGGAAUGGUAAUUUACACGCCAGCCCUCGCCCUGAACGCAGCGACUGGAAUGAGUCUUUCCGUGAGUAUCUUCUCGACAGGAAUUGUCUGCAUCUUCUAUACGACGAUCGGUGGACUCAAAGCAGUAUUAUGGACCGAUACGUUCCAGACCUUCGUGAUGGUUGCCGGGAUCAUUGCCAUCAUCAUCGCUGGGUCCUUAGAGCUCGGCGGUUUCGAUGAGGUCUGGGCAAAGGCCACGGAGGGCGGUAGAAUAGUUUUCUUUGACAUGAGGACUGACUUAACUGUCCGAAACACGUUUUGGACAGUGAACAUCGGAACAAUUAUGAUCACCUACCAAACCUUCGGUAUGAACCAGGCCAUAGUGCAGCGCUGCAUCAGUCUUGGCUCCGCCCAAAAAGCAAAAUGGGCAAUCGGACUGGCAGUGUUUGCAGAAUGGUUUGUUCUUAUACUCAUGGGAAUAUCUGGUGUGGUGAUGUAUGCAUAUUACUCCGAUUGCGAUCCAUACACUGAAGGCAAAGUCUUUAGUCCUGAUCAGAUAAUGCCUUACAUGGUGAUGGAAGUCUUUUCCAAGAUGCCCGGUAUCCCGGGGAUCUUCUUAUCUUCAGUUAUAAGCGCUUCCCUCAGUACCCUAUCAUCUGGGUUGAACGCACUCGCAGCCGUAGCAGGAGAGGAUAUCAUCAAGGAGAUCUGGCCAAGGCUAGAAGGAAAGACCUAUACUCUCAUUACAAAAGCUUUGUCUUGUUUCUUCGGAGUGCUUGCCAUUGGAGUCGCCUUUCUUGCCAUGGAGAUGGGAGAUCAAGUACUCGCGAUGGGUAUGUCUAUCGCUGGCAUGACGCAAGGGGCUGUAAUUGCCACGUUUACGCUGGGGGUAUGCUGUCCGAGGAUCAAUUACAAGGGUAUCUUGAUGGGAACCGUAGUUAGUACAGGCAUUCUGAUAUGGCUGAAAAUCGGGAAGAUGUAUGCAGAGAACAUUCGAUCAGACAGACUACCGCUCUCUGUCGAAGGUUGUUUGGUCGAACAGAACUCAACCAACCUCACUUAUUACGCAACAAUGGCGACCGACACCGAGACAUGGACAUCGUCCCUCAAUGAGACAGUGACUGACGAAAGAACUGCGUUGGAGAACUUCUACUCAUUGUCUUUCCAUCUGUAUGGCGCUUUUGGAUUACUUAUCACCGUAGUCGUCGCUUUUAUAGGCAGUGCCAUUACAGGUUUCAAUGAUCCAGACACAAUAGACAAACGAUUAUUGAUCAACGUCGGUGAUACUUUCUGUUGCUGUCUACCUCGACGAUGGCAGAACAAGCUGCAUAUUGCCGAUGACGUCAGUGAUGACGAGUACAAAUAUGCUGAGUCUCACGAGGUUACCAGGGGAGAUUCCUACGCAAAAAUUCCACAAGAGCCGGUGCUAAAUCACGAGGACAAAGAAGUCUUCGUAUCUCAGCCUCAGUACUCCGCGACCAGCUUUUGAAACCCGGCACAGAAGAAUCAGGGACAGCCGUCGUUUUGAGAUUGAUGUUAUAGACAUUGACUAGAUGACAUGGAAGGCUACAUUGAAUUCAAUUAAAUUCAAACUCAUUUGACAUUCAAUUAAACACAGAAUUCUUAAAAUAGGUUGUAAGUAAGGGGCGAUAGAAUGUACGUAUAAGGUGAGUGGGUGGAUGGUAGUUAGAUUAGAUUGAUAGUCGAUAGAUUAAAUGGAUAGUCGAUAUAUUAGAUUGAUUGACUGGUGGAUGGAUGGAUGGAUGGAUGGAUUGGUUGGUUGGUUGGUUGAUUGAUGGAUUGAU
Strongylocentrotus purpuratus (purple sea urchin) is the source of this 2310-nucleotide messenger RNA. Its product is annotated as sodium-coupled monocarboxylate transporter 1. Gene Ontology annotation, biological process: transmembrane transport; sodium ion transport. Gene Ontology annotation, cellular component: membrane. Gene Ontology annotation, molecular function: symporter activity. The coding region runs from base 108 to 1994 and encodes 628 amino acids. NCBI's taxonomy places the organism in Eukaryota, Metazoa, Echinodermata, Echinoidea, Camarodonta, Strongylocentrotidae. The record is from RefSeq and is a predicted model, not a curated record. The transcript has 15 exons.